Molecule: messenger RNA, 961 nt
Organism: Haliotis rufescens (red abalone)
Lineage: Eukaryota; Metazoa; Mollusca; Gastropoda; Lepetellida; Haliotidae
Product: BTB/POZ domain-containing protein KCTD6-like
Exons: 2
Coding region: 338-961 (207 amino acids)
Biological process (GO): protein homooligomerization
Molecular function (GO): protein binding
Source: RefSeq, a predicted model, not a curated record
CGUAUGAGCAGACAGAUGAGUCAUAACACGAUAUGAAAGUAGCCAUGUAAAUGAUAUUGAAAGUCCGCUGUUUCCCUCUUUCCUAGAAACAGAACCGAAAGUAGACCAUGUGGUUGAUGAAAAUUCCGACACGUCAGCUCUGAUCAACACUCAUGUCCACCGCACUACUUCCAAGAGCCCUUCAUUGAAUAGACGGUUUUCACCCAGUGACACAACAAUGGGGGUAAGUGUUACUGUUUUCACCCAGUGACAGAACAAUGGGGGUCAGUGUUACUGUUUUCACCCAGUGACAGAACAAUGGCGGUAAGUGUUACUGUUUUCACCCAGUGACACAACAAUGGCGGAUUCUCAAGUUGUGGACUUAAACGUUGGUGGUCGACAUCUGACAACCUCCCUGUCUACCCUCACCAAGUACCCGGACUCCAUGUUGGCCACCAUGUUUAGUGGAAGGCAUCCGGUAGCAAAGGACAAAGAUGGCCGCUACUUCAUAGAUGUAGAUGGAGAUGUGUUUGUUCAUAUCCUCAACUUUCUGAGAUUCGGGAAAAUGCCUCCACCCGAAAGAGCAUCAGAGGUUAAUGAAUAUGCGGAGUACUUUGGAUUAGAGGAACUGAGGGCACCUGUCCUCGAAGAGUUUGAACAAGUGCUAUACGGAAUAUGGAAAAAGAAGCUACCUGACUACCAAAGUCUUUGGGAUUGUGUGAAAAGUAAAUUGAACGAUAUCAACACAAGUUACUUUUACAUUCGCACAAGAAGUUUUGAUUGUCAACACUUAAGGAUUACAGAAACAGUGACCCCAGGCAAUUAUGACACCAUUGCUUUAGAAUUCGACCCAAACCCAUCUAUCGUUUUCAAUCUUCUUGCAGUCGACCUGAAAAGACGUAAUAUCUUCACCGACUCUUGUCUGAGGGUAUGCCCGCUAUGUGGUCGCAAAGCAGCAAUGGGAUUCAGAAUUGGACGGUGA